UUCAAUGGAAUGGUCAUCUAACUUUUAUUUGAAUCCGACUCGCGACAUAUCCCCGGCGAGGGAGUAGCGACCACCGCGAAGCCGAAAAUCAGUAAAGUGGGAAACAGCCAACAAACGCUCCAAAAGAGCGCCGCAUUCUGCCAGUCCCCAAGCCACGCUCUCUCUGCUAAUGGAGAACAUGCAGUACGCGGAGGAGCUGGUUCGGGAGUUCCUCGUCUUCCGAGGCUUCACCAACACUCUCCAAUCCUACGACUCUGAGCUCCGAACCGAUCUUGGAAAGGGCUUCCACGUCGAUAAGAUCCUCGACCUCAUCUUCUCCCUCUACGUUCCCAAAUUCCAAGCCGAUAGGCUCGUUGCCCUCCUCUCCUUCUUUAAGCACUACCUCUCCUCUUCUUCCGAAACCGCACUCGUUUCUACGCUCUCCAAAAUCCAAACUUCUCUUCUCCGCUUCUACGUCGUUCACGCCUUGCAAGCCAAUCGCAGGGACAGAGUCAUCGACUUCUUCGCUGUCCAUGGCAGUGACCUCUUGCAACGCUCACAGGAUUGGACUCGCUGGUUCGCGAUUCCUUAUGUUAAGAAUCCGAACCAGGAUCCUGAAUUUCGGGUUUAUUUCUCCAAGGAGUGGUAUGAGGCCUUGCAUCUUUCUGUCAGAAACUUCUUUAGCGAGAUAUUCAAUGGAACUCGGCUACCUGCACUGCUGAAGAUCAGUUCAGAGAUGAAUGCCACCAACGUACUCAAAAGAGAUAUCCUAAAUCUGAAUAUUAAAUUGGCAGAGCUUCAGGCUUUGCUUGAUGAGAAAGAGGCGAAGUUAUCUCACUAUAGGAGUAUGGAAGGAAGCAUUAGUUCAUUGAGCAAUUUGCGGGAGGAAAGUUCUCAGAUGUCAAGAGGUUUUCCAGAGGUUUCCCCAACUGCUGUUCCACGAGCAGUUCAAACAGAAAUUAACCAAGAUUCAGUUGUGAAUGGAGCUGCAAAUAUUCAGUCUGAGUAUGUCAUUUCCAAGUCAGGUGAUAAUUCAACUGGGGCAUUGAAUGAUCGUGUUGGAAAUGGUGGAUCAGGCGAUACCAUGCAAACAGUUCAUGAAAGUCCAAGUAUAGAAAUUAGUGGAGAAGUUUGUGGUGAAGAAGAUUUUCCUGAUGUCAAAGUAGAGCACCAGGAGACGUUCUUGGGGCAUACUAGUCCAAUCAGCCGAUGUUGCUUCUCUGCUUCCGGGAACAAUAUCGCUAGUGCUUCUCUAGAUGGAACUGUUAGAAUAUGGACAUAUGAUUCAUCAACUCCAGUGUCUAGAAAUGCAACCAUAUAUUGUGGCACGGAAAUUUUGUCUCUUGACUGGGAAUGUAAAUCUGACCGCUUGCUGUUAAUAGGUACAUCAGAUGGGUGUAUAAAGGCAUGGAAUGUAGAUGCAAAGAGAGUUGUUUGUGAUCUCAAUACAACUCAAGCAUUUCCAAGUGUCUUGGACAUAAAGUGCAGUCCCGUGGAACCUAUUUUUGUAUCUGCAGCAGCAUCUGGAGGUGCUGGUUCCAAUUAUUUUGACAACCUGGGUUUUGCUUCUCUCACUGUGUGGAACAUGAAGACGUGGAAACCCAUGACAGUCCUUCCUCUUGGAGAAGAUCCACCAGCUAUUACUUCUCUAUGCUUUAAUCACAAUGGAAAGAUUUUAGCUGCUUCUGCUGUUGAUGGAAUGAUCCACAUGUUUGACAUGUCUGCUGGCCUACAAAUUACUGGCUGGCCUGCACAUGAUUCUUCUAUCAGUUCUAUUCUUUUUGGACCGGAUGAGACUAGCAUUUUUAGCCUGGGCUCUGACAGGAAGAUUUUUGAGUGGAGUUUGCAAAAUCAAGGUCAAAUUCUAUGGUCAAGAGACUGCAGUAGGUUCUCUUACCCUCUGAAAGGUCCACAAUAUUGCAGACAUGAGAUGGCAUUAGAUGCAAGUGGGAGAAGACUCUUGGUAACGUCUAGUUCAGUUAGAGCCCCCAUAUACCAGGUUCAAGGUCAUUUAAAUGGUUGGAGAACACUUCCUCAUGGUGCUCCUAUUACUGCUGUGGAUUGGCAUCCUACCUCGCCCAUUUUCCUGACUGGAUCAGCUGAUAACUCUGUCCGAGUGACAUCUUUAUCAUAGCGUCACACGUUCCAUCUUACAGAGAUGUUAGAGGAUUGAAAACUCUUUUUAGUUUCGUAAUAAAGAAAACUCUUUUUAGUUUCGUAAUAAAAUCAUGAUGUGGACAAAAGAGGUUGGGUGAACCCUUCUUGCUUCUUUGACAAAGGAAUUGAAAGAGGUUUGGUGUUAUUGAUGAUGCUGGUUGUAAUUGCUUGAGCGAUGGUGGUUGAUUGUUGAUUACAUGGACUGAUUUGGCUAAGGAAAGUGAAAAAGAAGAGAGCUAAAGAAAACUGAAAGAAGCGCAAUUUGCAAUAUGUAAUGUGUAUUGUUUGUUGUGUAUAUUUAAGGUACUAGUAUUUAUAUUGCAAGCUAAGUAAGGAAAUUGCUAGUAUUUAUGGAGUUUGAAUGAACUU
Messenger RNA from Arachis duranensis, 2505 nucleotides. RefSeq lists its product as uncharacterized. Gene Ontology annotation, molecular function: protein binding. The record is from RefSeq and is a predicted model, not a curated record. The transcript has 16 exons. The coding region runs from base 170 to 2113 and encodes 647 amino acids. NCBI's taxonomy places the organism in Eukaryota, Viridiplantae, Streptophyta, Magnoliopsida, Fabales, Fabaceae.